AUGGCUGGACGAGGAGGGGUUGUUGACAAAGUUUGGGAUGGCUAUGUGCCCCCAGAAUGUUACCGGAAUCCGACGAUCCUCCGGCUGAACGGAAACUCAAUAUGGGAAGUAGCUCAAGAGCCUAUUCAUGAGGACAUUGACUUGAACAAGACAUGUGGGAUAGGACCAACCAUGGUGUUUGCCAAAGUUGUCUCGGAGAAAGACCCCGAAUUCGGGAACGACAUGAUUAAAAGGGCUGCAAUGGCAGUGCGAGGUAGUGGAACAAUUCGAGCAAUUCUUUGGUAUCAAGGGGAAAGAGAUACGUUAACUUUGGAAGAAGCAAAAUCUUAUAAAAGCAAAUUGAAGAAACUUUUUCAGGACUUGCGUGAUGAUUUAAACUCUUCAUUGCUUCCUAUUAUUCAGGUAGCCCUAGCUUCUGGACAAGGACCUUUUAUUGAAGGGGUGAGAGAAGGCCAGCUUGGAAUUAACCCUGCCGAUGUAAUAACUGUGGAUUGUUUGGGCCUACCUUUGGAACCAGAUGGGCUACACCUUGGUACUCUAGCCCAAGUCCAACUUGGAUAUAAGUUGGCUGAUGCAUUCGUAAAAGCCCGUUAUACAUUCAAAGCAACGCAAUAG
This is a messenger RNA of Lycium barbarum (goji berry), 615 nucleotides long. Its product is annotated as probable carbohydrate esterase At4g34215. The transcript is spliced from 3 exons. The record is from RefSeq and is a predicted model, not a curated record. NCBI's taxonomy places the organism in Eukaryota, Viridiplantae, Streptophyta, Magnoliopsida, Solanales, Solanaceae. Bases 1 to 615 code for a protein of 204 amino acids.